AUGUUUCACAGAUUCUCAGCUCUACGUGAUUGGGUGGACUUGUCUCUCAACCAUUCGGUGCCAUCUUCACUGUUGAUUCUUUCAAGAGCUUUCAGUGUAUCUGGUAAAGUGAGACCAGAGGAAGCUGUUCAAGCUACAUUAUCCUCGCUGCCAGAUGAGGUGGUGGAUACGGUUGGAGUCACAGCAUUGCCAUCCGAAGAUUCUGAGGAGGAAGAGAAAGAGGAAGAAGAUCAAGCCAAGAUGAAGGAAUCUGCAGCUAGGCAACCAGAUGUGGCUUUGGAAGAGAUGAUUACUUCGACGCAAAAUGAGGCACGAGAACAGACAAAAGCUAAAACACUGGAUAAACAAGAGCAACUUUGUGAGCUUAGUCGUGCAUUGGCUGUUUUAGCAUCAGCAUCUUCGGUGAGCAGGGAGCGUGAAGAAUUCUUGAGACUUGUCAAUAAGGAG
Messenger RNA from Ilex paraguariensis (yerba mate), 447 nucleotides. The record is from the annotation of a GenBank genome assembly. Lineage: Eukaryota; Viridiplantae; Streptophyta; Magnoliopsida; Aquifoliales; Aquifoliaceae.